Tachyglossus aculeatus (Australian echidna) is the source of this 3550-nucleotide messenger RNA. RefSeq names its product protocadherin beta-16-like. The transcript has a single exon. NCBI's taxonomy places the organism in Eukaryota, Metazoa, Chordata, Mammalia, Monotremata, Tachyglossidae. Gene Ontology annotation, molecular function: calcium ion binding. Gene Ontology annotation, biological process: homophilic cell-cell adhesion. The record is from RefSeq and is a predicted model, not a curated record. The coding region runs from base 855 to 3281 and encodes 808 amino acids. Gene Ontology annotation, cellular component: plasma membrane.
CUGAUUAGCUUGUAUCUACUCCAGCGUUUAGUUCGGUGACUGGCACAUAGUAAACGUUUUAUAAAUUCCAUAGAGUCACCUGCCCUCUGACUGAAACUGGCAUUUUCUCUGACUAUUGGAACUAAAAUAUCCUCUUCAAAAACCUCAUUAUUCGAUCGCAAGAAGAAAAUUCAGUUAAUGGGUAGUGCCUGGUAUGUUUUAAGAAAAAAACACCUACUUUUUAAACAAAGAUUUGUUCUAUUGAAACAUUUUUUCUCGUCGAGUUAUGACGACCAUUUAUAACUUUGUUAAUCGCUGCUGGAUAUGGUUAGUGCUUUUGGAAAGUUCUAAAAAUCGCCAGAUUUAAGAAAAAUCUGCAACUUCACGACUCCUUAUUCUUUUUAACAAAACCCGAAUUCACUUGCUUACUAGAGGAAUUUUAGGCUUUGUCAAAAUGUAUAUAUCCUGGAUUUGCUCACUUUAUGUCAGAAAAGCAAGCUUACUAGCAUCGUAAAGAUCUAAGGAAAAAAAUAGACAAUCAAGCGAGACUUUGAAUUGAGAAACUUAAUUUGAUGAGUUUUCAGAGAGAAAAUAAUUUUCGGUAUGGACGCGUGGUGGCGCUGCAGGAUAAGAAGGAGAAGAACGAGAACUGCUGAUGCCUCGGACUCCAUUAUUCAUCGAAAGAGAGGCAGGGGGGACUGACAGAAGCAGUGCGGAUUUGUCCUCAGUGCCGGGGAAGGGUCGGAGUCUUCAUCAAAGGCUGCUAGCAGUACAUUAAAAAAUUGGAAAACCUCGAAAGGAGCUUCACCUGGUCUCGGAUUGCCGUUAACAGGUUCUAUAUCUGUGAGAAUAAGCCGGCUUUUACACCAGAAAAAAUGGAAGCCAAAGGGGAGACUAUUCGGCUGAUAAGGCAAGUUGCAUUUCUUAUUAUUUCUUUUAAUGUUUCGGAAGUCGUGUCGGAUUCAGUUCGGUAUUCGGUAUUGGAGGAAUCGGAGAGCGGUUCUUUUGUGGCUAACGUGGCAAAGGACCUGGGGCUUAAUAUCAGGGAUCUCUCUGCCCGGGAAGCUCGGAUCGUUUCCAAAGGUGACAAAUCGUAUUUCCACCUCAACCGCCAGACGGGGGAUUUGCUGUUAAAUGAGAAACUCGACCGGGAGGUCCUAUGUGGGCAGAAGGAGCGCUGCGUUGUGAAUUUCCAAAUUUUACUAGAAAAUCCUUUAGAAUUUUAUGGAGCUGAGGUAUCAGUGGGCGAUAUAAACGACAAUUCUCCGGUGUUCCUGGACAAGGAAGUGACUUUGAAUAUACCGGAAAAUACUCCUGUAGGAACGGAAUUUAAAAUGCAAAGUGCCCAGGAUAUAGAUGUUGGGAACAAUAGCCUCCAAGCCUACAGCAUCAGCUCCACUUCCUAUUUCCACAUUAACACUCGCAGUCGCAGUGACGGCAGGAAAUUCCCGGAGCUGGUAUUGGAUAAAGCGCUAGAUCGGGAGCAGCAGGCUGAAUUCCACCUAACCAUCACGGCUCUGGAUGGCGGGUCUCCGCCCAGAUCCGGAACUGCCGAGAUUCACGUUCUUGUCGUGGACAUUAAUGACAACGCCCCUGAGUUCACUCAACCGCGAUAUGAGGUUCAGAUUCCUGAAAAUAGUCCCGCGGGAUCACUAGUUUCCAUUGUCUCCGCUCAAGAUUUUGACGCAGGAAACUAUGGGGAAAUUAAAUACACCUUUUUCCAUGCCUCUGAAGAAAUUCGCAAUAGUUUUAAAAUAAAUCCAGUAUCGGGGGAAAUUCGAGUAAGAGGAAAAUUGGAUUUUGAGUUUAGGCAGUCGUACGAGAUCGAAAUUGAAGCAAGAGAUGGUGGGGGCCUCUCUGGAAAAUGUACUCUUCUUGUUCAGGUCAUUGAUGAGAACGACAAUUCGCCCACUAUCAGUAUGUCGUCAAUUACGAGCCCCAUCCCCGAGAACUCGCCUGAAACUGUGGUCGCCCUUUUCAGUAUUAGAGAUUUAGACUCCGGGGACAAUGGUAAAAUGGUUUGCUCAAUUCAGGACGAUCUGCCUUUCCUUCUCAAACAAACGUUCGAGAACUUCUACACUCUGGUGACGGACCGAGCUCUGGAUAGAGAGGGACAGUCCGAAUACAACAUCACCAUCACUGUCACGGAUUUGGGUUCUCCCAGCCUCAAAACGGAGCAAAAUAUAACGGUGCUGAUUUCCGAUGUUAAUGAUAACCCUCCGGUGUUCAAUCAAACAUCAUACACGUUCUAUGUGCGGGAAAACAACAGCCCCGCUCUGCUUAUCGGCAGUGUACAUGCUAUGGACAGAGAUUCUGGACAGAACGCCAGUGUGACCUACUCCCUCCUGCCCUCCGAGACCGGUGAACUUCCCCUGCCCUCUUUCAUCUCCAUCAACUUGGACAAUGGCAAUCUUUACGCUCUGAGAUCCAUGGAUUACGAAGCCAUUCGGGAGUUCCAGUUUGAAGUGAGGGCUGUUGACGGCGGCUCUCCAGUCCUGAGCAGCCAGGCGAUGGUUCGGGUGGUGGUUCUGGAUGACAAUGACAACAGUCCCUUCGUCCUAUAUCCUCUGCAGAACGGCACCGCUCCCUGCAAUGACCUGGUCCCCAGAUGGGCGGAGGCCGGCUACCUGGUGACCAAGGUGGUGGCGGUGGACGCGGACUCGGCUCAGAACUCUUGGCUUUCCUUCCAGCUGCUCAAGGCUACGGACCCUGGACUCUUCAGUGUGUGGUCUCACAAUGGGGAAGUCCGAACCACGAGGCUCAUCACCGAUCGAGACGCCAUCAAGCAGAGACUCAUUGUCUUGGUGAAGGACCAUGGGGAGCCGCCUCUGUCCACCUCGGCGACUUUGCAUGUGUUUCUUGUGGACGGCUUUUCAGAACCCUAUUUACGGCUCCCGGAAUUACCUAGGGAAGAUGAGCCUGAGGACUCACUCACGAUGUAUUUAGUCAUUGCUCUGGCCUCCAUCUCAUUCCUCUUCCUCUUCUCGGUGAUCGUCUUCAUUGUAGUGAAGCUGUGGAGCAGGAGAAAAGAGCACGCUGAUGCGCCCAGCCUGGGCACCGAUGGCCAUUUCCCGGGACAUUUGGUGGAUGUGAACGGCACCGGGACCCUGUCCCACAGUUACCACUAUGAGGUGUGUUUAACCACUGGGUCCGGGAACAACGAGUUCCAGUUUCUCAAACCCGUUAUUCCCAGCCUCCCGGCUCAGGGCGCCUUCCAGGAUGUUCAGGAUAGUUCCCCUUGCCGACAGAGUUUAGUUUUGAGUAACGGACCAGAAUCUUUUCCAGUGCAAAAUUGGCCCUAACACAAUUUUCCCCCGUCUUGUUCUUUUAAAGCGACAAAAUGGGUAAUCAGGUAGUUUAUUAAUUUGAUUUCCUAUUAAAAAAUAGAUUUUCAUAACACUCAUUAUCAGGACUAUUACUUUUGUCAGUGCAUAAGAAAAUUUUGAAGGAUCCAAACACUUGGAUAGCAUUGUUCAUUGAAUGUUUUUAUUGUUUGUGUCCAAGGAAAAUUGAAAUGUCUUCUUAUCUUUUCAUUUCAAUAAAACACACUACUUAAAGUGUAUCUAUUAUA